AUGGCGAGCCCGAUAGAUAAGUUCCCACCGUUUCAGGACGAACAAUACGAAGUCACGGAAUCGAGAACCAUAUUACCGAACUCAACAAUUAGGUAUGCGCCUAGUGAUCACUGGGAUUACAAACCAGUCAGGGAUACCAAGCGACGGCCGAGAAAGAGCAUCAGCGAAACCAUAAGUGCCAUAAGGACACGCAAUGGUAGCGUUAGUGCCAAUGCGCAAGAGUUGGCUCAAGCACUCAGAGCUCCCAUUUCGUACAGACUCAUAGUGCUCUGCCUUAUCUGGUAUACUACUUCGGCCUUAACAAAUACGUCUUCAAAAUCCAUUCUGAACGCGCUUCCCAAGCCGAUUACUCUCACAGUCGUCCAGUUUGCCUUCGUGUCAUUGUGGUGCUUGCUACUUUCGUACCUGGCAACCGUGUUACCCUGGCUCAAAGUCAGCAUACCGGCUCUCAAGAACAACAUUCGCUCGCCGUCACGCGAUGUUAUCAUGACCGCGCUACCCCUCGCUGUAUUCCAACUAGCAGGCCAUAUAUUGAGCUCGAUGGCUACAUCGCAAAUCCCCGUCUCGUUAGUCCACACUAUCAAGGGACUUUCACCAUUGUUCACCGUGCUGGCGUACCGCUUUUUCUUCCGCAUUCGCUAUGCUAAAGCAACCUACUUAUCACUUGUGCCGCUGACCCUGGGUGUCAUGCUUGCUUGCUCAACAGGGUUCUCUACGAAUUUCUUUGGCAUCCUGUGUGCGCUUGUCGCGGCUCUUGUUUUCGUGUCGCAGAACAUUUUUUCCAAAAAACUUUUCAACGAAGCCGAGCGUGCAGAGUCGGAUCUACAGUCUGCUGGACGACGCAAGUUGGACAAAUUGAACCUCCUCUACUACUGCUCCGGGUUAGCUUUCAUUCUCACGUUGCCCAUUUGGUUUGUCACUGAGGGCUAUCCCUUACUGUCUGAUCUGAUGCAAGAUGGCGCUAUCUCCCUUACAAACAAAACUGGUUCAUUGGACCACGGAGCCCUCUUUCUUGAGUUUGUGUUCAAUGGGGUGUCUCACUUUGCUCAGAAUAUUCUGGCGUUUGUCCUCCUUUCUAUGGUCUCACCAGUAUCAUAUUCAGUUGCAUCCCUUAUUAAGAGGGUGUUCGUGAUUGUCGUUGCAAUUGUCUGGUUUGGUAAUUCUACCACAUCUAUUCAAGGCUUCGGCAUUGCCCUCACUUUCCUUGGGUUAUACCUCUACGACCGCAAUAGCCAUGACGAUGUCGCAGAUCGGAGAGCGAAUGCGGACCACUUCCAUUCCAAGAAACCCGUUCUUCCUUUGAAUACUCGUGCGCCGGGUAAGGCUUGGGACUCGAACGGUUAUGCGUUCCCGCAAGGAAAGUCUGUCGACCAACAUGUCGCCGAGCGUUCCGUCUCCAGUAACCUAAGAAAGGAUGAUGGCAUCGGCCAUGCCCGUCCAAGAGCGAGUAGCCACACGAAAGCUUGGCUGCCACCUGGUACAAAACAGGAGGCGACCUGGCAAGCAAGCAGCUCCUAG
Aspergillus mulundensis is the source of this 1518-nucleotide messenger RNA. Its product is annotated as putative ER to Golgi transport protein (Sly41). The coding region runs from base 1 to 1518 and encodes 505 amino acids. The transcript is spliced from 2 exons. Gene Ontology annotation, biological process: phosphoenolpyruvate transmembrane import into Golgi lumen. The record is from RefSeq and is a predicted model, not a curated record. Gene Ontology annotation, molecular function: antiporter activity; phosphoenolpyruvate transmembrane transporter activity. NCBI's taxonomy places the organism in Eukaryota, Fungi, Ascomycota, Eurotiomycetes, Eurotiales, Aspergillaceae. Gene Ontology annotation, cellular component: endoplasmic reticulum; Golgi apparatus.